AUGCAGAAAGAAAUCUCCCAAUUAUCGUGUUUUUAUAGUCACCCCUAUGCUACUAUAGUUAUAGUGCUUGCUAGCAUUGUUUAUGCUACUUUGGUUGUAGGUAGUUCGAGCCAAACAUCCACAUCAGCAACAUGCUGCGAUCCAAGUCGUUCUUCUUCAACGACAACUGUAGAAACCGCUUCUGUAACACCAACGCCUGUCUGUCCACUACCAGCUGCUUACGAUUCUCGUAUAUUAUCAACCUAUCCGAGAUUAGCUACGGGUCUUACAGCCACUCCAACUUUCUACAACGGUGCGCAUUAUGCAUCAGAACAAGCAGGAUAUGCCAAUCUAUCAGCAGCGGUGGAAACACCCUUCUACUCCACCUUGAAUGCGCCGGAUCCUUGGAGGGGGAUAACACAAACGAGCCCUUACUAUUACGAUUCGACGUUGGCUGCUUACGGUUAUGGAGGGUUGGAUUUGAACGGCUCCAGGAGGAAAAAUGUAACCAGAGAUUCGACUAGUACACUGAAAGCAUGGUUAAACGAACACAGGAAGAAUCCCUACCCUACCAAAGGGGAGAAGAUCAUGCUGGCUAUCAUCACAAAAAUGACACUGACUCAAGUCUCCACCUGGUUUGCCAAUGCCAGGAGGAGAUUGAAAAAAGAAAACAAGAUGACUUGGGAACCGAGAAAUAAGGCUGAGGAUGAUGCUGAUGGUGCAGCUGAUAGGGAUACUGACGAUGAUCAGUUGGAAGGUGAUUCUCCACGCAUUAACAGCACUGAAGAUGGCAUCAGAAGAAAUCGAGACUGCUCCGAAAGUGCAGCUGACACCCUCCAGAUGGAUAUUCUAAAUGAUGGAGAUGCCGGAAGAUUGGAUCACAUGACUGACGAUCACACUUAUCCAUCUUCUGUAGAACCCGCAUGUGGAGUUUCAUUGUCAUGCCCGGAGUUAAAGGACGAACACGAUUCGGGUUACAGUGGAGAAACUCGAACCCAGACCCUACCCGGACUUCAAUCGUUAAUGGAAUCAUCGGUCAAGACAGAGGAACAGAUGACUAGCAAGCCCAAAAUUUGGUCGUUGGCGGAUACGGCGACUAGCAAAAGUCCGCCACCCACCUCGGCUCACGUUGGAGCCUCAAGUUAUUGCGGUGACUCCAUAAGUGAUUCCACUCUGACGGGUGGUCAUUGUGGUUGGUUUUCGGCACCCACCUACUCGACAGGUACACCCACAACAGGUGGACAUUAUCAAACAGGUGGUGGCAGCUUCGUACACGGAUUCAGCCCCAUUCCACCUCAGACCGAUACUCCACCUCAGACACCACCAAGCAUGAAACUGCACCACGGUUCCGGAUAUUUAACAAGUCAGCAGGGUUCCCAUCUGUACACCUCAUCGGGGAUCUGUGCCGGAAAUCAUAUUGUUUCGGGACAAGUUGAUAAAAGCUUUUAUCAUAUGAACCACGUGACGGGGUUAGGACGGACGACAUCAUACAGAUCCGAGUGUUUGCUGGACGAUUACAGCUCCCACGCGCAUUAUCGGACUGCUCCAAUUCAAUAGACUAAAAAUAAAUACACAUAAUUAUAUAAAUAUUAUACAUUUUACCAUAUAAAUCACGAAAAUAUUGAAUUUACAACGCACGAAAGAUUACCAUGCACAACCGUCCAUCAGAAGAUGCUAUGAUGAAGAUAGGAGGACGGUCCAAUUUCACGUUUCCUUUAAAGCAUCGUAGAAGGAAAAAAAUAUUUAAAUCAUUCAAGCAUUUAAAGAAAAUAUCUAUUAUUAAUAAUAUUUUAUACAAUUGAUCAGGAUCAAAAUUGAAAAGUAAAAUAUAAAGGAAACAAAAUUAAAAAAAAAAUAAAAAAAAUGCCAAAAGUUGUGGGAUGUCUGGAAUGCUGGAAAGAAGACGGAUUUACGCCUCACUCGUACGGACAGUAAUCUGAAGACUGACUGCAAUUCCUACCCACUGAGAGUGAUUUAAAGACAGAAAUGAUUGGAAGGAGUAUUCACGUGAUCACUUUGAAUUAUUUAAGAGAAGUCUCAGUCACUCCUUGACCUUUCAACUUUAAAGAGAAACGACAAAAAAAAACAUAAUAAAAAUAUUAAAAAAUAAGAAAAAAUUACGUAUUAAUUUGCGAAUUUAUAUAUUAAUUUAACCUCUUUUUUUCAAUCUCGUUUAAUAUUUUAAUAAUUCUAACUUUUAAACGAUGUAUAACGCGCAGUUAUGACCGCAACUUUACCAAAGAGAUUAACGAUUUGGAAACGAAUUUUCAGUCUUUUGCGGCGUUAAAUCUAUUUGGAUUUUGUAUAAGACACGAGUAGGACCUUCUAAAAUUUAUAUAAAAUCAUAAAAUGUGUGAAGCGAGGGUGGGAAAAC
This is a messenger RNA of Centruroides sculpturatus (bark scorpion), 2353 nucleotides long. RefSeq names its product iroquois-class homeodomain protein IRX-6-like. The record is from RefSeq and is a predicted model, not a curated record. Gene Ontology annotation, molecular function: DNA-binding transcription factor activity, RNA polymerase II-specific; RNA polymerase II cis-regulatory region sequence-specific DNA binding. The transcript is spliced from 6 exons. Gene Ontology annotation, biological process: regulation of transcription by RNA polymerase II; neuron differentiation; cell development. Lineage: Eukaryota; Metazoa; Arthropoda; Arachnida; Scorpiones; Buthidae. The coding region runs from base 1 to 1536 and encodes 511 amino acids. Gene Ontology annotation, cellular component: nucleus.